Molecule: messenger RNA, 2085 nt
Organism: Ramularia collo-cygni
Lineage: Eukaryota; Fungi; Ascomycota; Dothideomycetes; Mycosphaerellales; Mycosphaerellaceae
Exons: 9
Coding region: 1-2085 (694 amino acids)
Biological process (GO): DNA-templated transcription; regulation of DNA-templated transcription
Molecular function (GO): DNA-binding transcription factor activity, RNA polymerase II-specific; zinc ion binding; DNA binding
Source: RefSeq, a predicted model, not a curated record
AUGAGCUCGCCCCUUGAAAUGGAGAUUGAGGAGGCACAAGCGACUGCACCCUCACCCGGCCAAGGGCUCAGACCUAGCUUUGCAUGCGACCAUUGUCGCGUGAGAAAGGUGAGGUGUGAUGGGCAAGAUCCAUGUCAGCCCUGCAUUUCAGCGAAGAAGAAGGAUUGCACUCGCCAACGGGUGAUGAAACCUCGUGAAAAGAGGCAGAAAUUACUAGUAUCCGCACAAUAUGAGAAGAAGAUCGACCAGAUGGAAGAGCGUCUUGACCAGCUCGUGAGUUUACUGGCGGAGCAGAGCAAGGCGCGACAUCAUGCCGCAACUUCUCCACAAGGUACAGUCGCCAUGUCUCCAAGUGUUGGCACACCCACAAGCUGGUCUCGAGAGCUAGAACCCACAUUCGAGGGAGAGUCAUCUAUGUUGGCACAUUCUCGCUCCGUCAACGAACUGGUUGAGAAGACAAUCAACCAGACUCGCUCUGCGGAGCCCCCUGUGGAUUGUAACGAGACGCGCGCUGCUUUGACUCAGCUCAUUUCGUCUCUCAAACCAAAGCAUGAGCCGCAGGAUGCUUGGUUCGAUGAUGCUACUCUUGCGCCUCCACCACCGCCACGCACUGAAUUGCCGCCCUUUACAAUUGUAGCUGCAUUGCUCAAGGCCGAGAGAGAAUCCCCUCGCUACUCUCUCUGCUCUUGGUUCAACAAAAGUAUCACCAUAGAAGCGCUCACCCAACACUGCGUGGAUGUUUAUUUUGCACCAACGUACAGUCAUUCACAGCUUAUCAUUGCAACUUCGCACCUGAUGUGGCUUUUAUUGGCAGAUGGUGGUACCCCGCGUGAGAGCUCGCAGAGGGAGAUUUAUCAUAUCAAUGGACAUCUCUGCCGAAUGGCGUUGGAGACGACCCUGGCCAGCCUCCCAUUCCACAUGCCUGCUACAAAGGAAACCGCGUAUGCCAUGUUUCUCGGUGCACUUCAUGCAAUAACAAGUAUGAAGCCCGCUCUUGCAUGGACGCUGAUCAGCAAGGCAUCCGAGAUUUGUCAAUCUCUCGGUUUUCAUCGGUGCUCCACCAUGAAAUCAGAUGAUGGGCGAGUCGCUCAACAGAAAAUGUCGAUAUUUUGGUGGGUUUACAUUAUGGACAAGGGACUCUCCCUCCGUCUGGGCAGGGUUUCCAAUCUGAAUGAUUGCGACAUCGACGUUGCUACAACAUUCACCUCGGAUCCGCAGUCGGAUCUUGCAGGUGUCGUACAAUACUUUGUAUUGUCGAUAGCCGUUGCACGGAUUCAGGGGAAAGUGUACGAACGAUUGUACAGUGCUGCAUCUUUGGCAGUAGCGCCGCAUGAAUGCGAGGCACGAGUUUUCGAACUCGUAGAAGAACUUUCCGUUCUUCAAGACCUUCUCACCAAAAGUCGGAUCGAAUUGCUGCAGAGUGUUGGGUCGCAAGUGCGCGAGAGUGCCGUUCUUCAAGGAGACGAGGUCGCAUUACUGUCUCUGACUACGCUGGUCUAUCGCAGCUUGACACCCCUGGACGGCUUCACGUUUGAUAGGCGAUGCACCGAAACAGCGAGAUCAGCCCUGCAAUGUCACGUGCAGUACAUGGCCAGCUUGGACGUUGCCGCUUUAGAGGAGUAUGUGAAUUGGGCCAUCCUCUACACACCAUUCAUCCCUGUAAUCGUCAUCUUUUGCAACGCCAUUGAAACGGUCGACUUGGAUGACCUCCAACGCUUGCAGAGCUUUGUAGCUUCCUUCGAACCUACGAGGUGCAAUUCUCCAACAAUCCAAAGGCUUCACGAUAGAUUCUUGACGCUUCACGAAAUCGCCAGUCGUAUCAUUGAACUUCGUCGAACACAAAGCAGGAGCGACGAAUCCGGAAAAUCCACUCGAUCAGGGGAUACUAUACUUCUGGAAGCUAACACCGGCCAAGCCCUACCACCAUCAGGCGAUCAAGAUGUCUCAAAUCCUGCUCGUGUUGCUACUACUACUCGAGACUUUCUCGAUCCUGCGUACAACGAGGCUUGGUUUCGGGAUUACCAGCAGAUGCUUGAUCAGCUCAAGGAAGACGACCUGUUCCUCUUUGGCACUAAUAUACUCUAG